AUGGGCGAACUGAGCGUGACGGCGUCCGUGGCCGUAACGCUCUCGGCCGCUGCCGCCGCUGCCUUCCUCAUCCAUCGCCAGCAGACGAAGCAGACGAAGCUCCGUGUGGCAAUGCCGUUCCCCAUGACGCGCACACCACUCGAGCGCGUGCCGUUGGACCAGCUGCCCAAGCUCAAGAACGACCUGUUGCUGCGUGCCCUGCGCGGCGACGCGACCGAGCGAGUGCCGGUGUGGUGCAUGCGCCAAGCUGGACGUCACUUGCCCGAGUUCCGGGAGCUGCGCGAAAUGGGUUACGACUUUUUCACGAUGUGUCAAGUGCCGCCGCUUGCCGUGGAAGUGAGCUUGCAGCCUCUACGGCGCUAUCACGUCGAUGCAGUGAUUAUAUUCUCGGACAUCCUGGUGAUCCCGCAGGCGAUGGGCAUGGAAGUCAAGAUGGUGCCAAACGUGGGUCCAGUCCUGCCGGAUCCGAUCCGGACACCAAAGGACAUCGAGAAGAUCGAUUUGAACCCGAAUAUUGAAGACAAGCUCGGCUAUGUGCUGGACGCACUCAAUUUGGCUCGACAGAAGAUUAAUGGCGAAGUGCCGCUGAUCGGGUUUGUGGGCGCCCCUCUCACACUCAUGUGCUACAUGAUCGAGGGCAGCGGUAGUCGCACGAAGGCGCUGCUCAAGACUUUCUUGUACCAGCACCCAAAAGCGGCUCAUAAGCUACUACAAGGCAUCACGGAUGUGUGUGUGAACUUUCUGCUGGCACAACAACGUGCCGGUGCACAAGCGCUUCAGGUUUUUGAGACAGUCGGAGCCGAAGUGUUGACGCAGGACCACUUUUACGAAUUCGUGUUCCCGUACAUGGUCCAGAUUGCCAACCGUGUAAAGGUCGAGACCGACGUGCCGAUGGUGUGCUUUUGCAAGGGCACACAAUACGCUUACAAGAAGCUUGUGGCUACGCAGUAUGACUGCAUUGGGCUGGACUGGCAAUCCGACCCGGUUGAGGUCCGCCAGCUUGCUCGUGGCCGCGUCUCGUUGCAGGGUAACAUGGACUCGAGUGUCAUAUAUGCCUCGACGGACAUCAUCUAUGACGAAGUGAAGAAAAUGCUGAAGCGCUUUGGCACGCAGAAGUACGUGGCCAAUCUUGGCCAUGGGUGUUUUCCAGACAUGGACCCUGCGCAUGUAGAUGCCUUUGUCAAAGCGGUGCAAGAGAUCUCGCUCGAGAUGAACUCGCGUUAG
Messenger RNA from Hyaloperonospora brassicae, 1224 nucleotides. The record is from the annotation of a GenBank genome assembly. Lineage: Eukaryota; Oomycota; Peronosporomycetes; Peronosporales; Peronosporaceae.